GAAGGUAACUCAAAUCACUCCAAGCUGAACACCAGUGCGACUCACAAACAUCUCACAAUGGCAGUCGUGCACGGAAAUCUUGGAGAUGGACACUUAAAGCAAUUCCAGCUGUUUCCGACCACGGAUUUGGAAAGGAGGCCUAACAUGCACACAACAGAUUACGCAACUCAAGACAGGAUGAAGUUCCUCCAUGGCGUCUCCAGAGCGGACAGCGCGAGCUUGUUCACGCACCGCAGAAAACGCACCAACUUCACGCAGCAGCAGAUUGACGUCCUGGAGAAAGUCUACUUGGACACUAAAUACCCUGAUAUUUAUUUAAGAGAGAAACUUGAGGCACUGACCGGUUUGCCAGAAUCGAGAAUUCAGGUCUGGUUCCAGAACCGAAGAGCCAAGUCUCGGCGCCAGGUGGCUGUUCCAAAUAAGACCAGUGGAAAUGUUCUGACCACCAACAGUCUCCUUAUGAACCAGUUUACGACACAUCAGAACCACACUGGCCUGGAGACACAGAGACUGCCAAAGUUUGACACGAGGGACAACUUCAGUCAACAGCUGAUCAACACCUCUGAUGAGAAGCUCUGCACCAUGAAAGGUGACCUGUACAACCCAACCACGAUUCCGUGCAUGUUCAGCAGAACCGAGGAGAAGCAGAUCAAGACCGAUCACCUGAGUGUUGUGGUGCCAUGCAAUUACACACAGCAGUAUCCAAAGGGACACAGACAGUUUAUGAGCACCAGCCAUGCUAAGUCUACAAUGAAGCAGUUUUUGGUGGAGUAUGAUAACUUCCCUCCGAACAAGACCAUUGGGCCAGAGAUGAAGGUUGUUAUUCCACCUCUCCCAUCGCAGAAUAACUUCAUGAUUUCUUCAUCUUCCCCUAAACAUGUCACCUGUUCUGUACAAAACAUGCCAGUCCACUCGGGAAGUUGUGGAACUUUCUCUCCCAUUAGAGCAAGCGAAGCUGUCGAGUUCUCAGAUUCUGACUCCGAUUGGGAAAUAGAGGCCAUGUCUGGCUUUAAUGGGUUUAUUUAGUGUAUCAAUUUAUCACUUGCAGACUUUAUCUGAAGCUUUGAAGAACGUUUUAAGGUUUUAAAAUCAGAUAUUUAUUGUAUAUUUCAGAUAUUAUUAUGUGUGACUGACAAAAUAUGGGUGUAAAAAAAAAAAAAGCCACUUAAUUUUUUUUCUUUUUAAAUAAAACCU
Carassius auratus (goldfish) is the source of this 1194-nucleotide messenger RNA. Its product is annotated as homeobox protein Mix.2-like. The transcript is spliced from 3 exons. Gene Ontology annotation, biological process: hematopoietic progenitor cell differentiation; endoderm development. The record is from RefSeq and is a predicted model, not a curated record. Bases 58 to 1026 code for a protein of 322 amino acids. Lineage: Eukaryota; Metazoa; Chordata; Actinopteri; Cypriniformes; Cyprinidae. Gene Ontology annotation, molecular function: DNA-binding transcription activator activity, RNA polymerase II-specific; DNA binding.